CACACACACACACACAUACACACACACAGUGAAUCCAGCUGUUUUCUCACCACCUCUGCAGUCAUCAGAAGUUUUGUGUUGCAGGAUGUCUGCAGGAACCAGUCUGGUGUCGGUGGACUUUGAGAUCUUUGGUCACGUUCAGGGUGUUUGUUUCAGAAUGUACACGGAGAGCGAGGGUCUGCGGCUCGGCCUGGUGGGCUGGGUGAAGAACACCUCCAGCGGGACGGUGGUGGGUCAGGUCCAGGGUCAGGCCGACAUGGUGGAGGAGAUGAAGGUUUGGUUGAGUAAAGAAGGAAGUCCAUCAAGUCGAAUCACCAGAGCUUCUUUUACCAACCAGAGGUCCAUUGAUAAGAUGGAAAUCUCUGGCUUCAAGACUCGUUUCUGAGCAGCCAGGCUGAUUCUCCUCCUCCUCCUUCAUACAAACCACAGAGAACCACAGAUAAUCACAGAGAACCACAGAGAACCACAGAUAAUCACAGAGAAUCACAGAUAAUCACAGAGAACCACAUAUAAUCACAGAGAAUCACAGAGAACCACAGAGAAUCACAAAGAACCACAGAGAAUGACAGAGAAUCACAAAGAAUCACAAAGAACCACAGAGAAUCACGAAGAAUCACAGAGAACCACAUAAAAACGCAGAGAACCACAGAGAACCACAGAACCACAAAGAACCACAGCUAACCACAGAAAAACACAGAGAACCACAGAACCACAAAGAACCACAGCGAACCACAAAGAACCACAGAGAAUCACAGAGAACUACAAAGGAUCACAGAGAAUCGCAGAAAACCACAGAGAACCACAAAGAACCACAGAAAAUCACAGAGAACC
Molecule: messenger RNA, 831 nt
Organism: Nematolebias whitei (Rio pearlfish)
Lineage: Eukaryota; Metazoa; Chordata; Actinopteri; Cyprinodontiformes; Rivulidae
Product: acylphosphatase-2
Exons: 4
Coding region: 86-385 (99 amino acids)
Molecular function (GO): acylphosphatase activity
Source: RefSeq, a predicted model, not a curated record